Acanthochromis polyacanthus (spiny chromis) is the source of this 10589-nucleotide messenger RNA. It is a transcript of the gene slc8a1b, whose product is annotated as solute carrier family 8 member 1b. The record is from RefSeq and is a predicted model, not a curated record. Gene Ontology annotation, biological process: calcium ion import across plasma membrane; sodium ion transmembrane transport; cell communication. The transcript has 11 exons. Bases 688 to 3537 code for a protein of 949 amino acids. Gene Ontology annotation, cellular component: sarcolemma; postsynapse; axon. Gene Ontology annotation, molecular function: calcium:sodium antiporter activity. NCBI's taxonomy places the organism in Eukaryota, Metazoa, Chordata, Actinopteri, Pomacentridae.
CGAGGAUGAUAAAUGUGCACGGACACACAGCGAGAGAAGAGGGAGAGACGCGCACAGAGGAAGAGGAGGGAGCUGAUCUACGGUCAGUGUGUUCGAGACGGAGAGACCUGCGGACACACACUCUCACUCUCUCACACACACUCGAGCGAGAGAGAGAGCGAGCGAGGGGGGAGAGCGAAGAAGAAGAAGAAACGGGAAGGGGAAGAAUGAGGAAGAAGUCCGCCGAGCUGCGCGCCUCGUCCCAACCACCGCUGCGGGUUUGCUGAUGAAGCAGCGCGCCGGUCACCCGAUCAUACAGGUCAGUCCGGGCGCUCCGCAUGGAAACCAGCAGCCAGGAAACAACAGCGGCAACAAAUAAAAAGCUGCCAGUGCAUGGGAAUCCGGACUCUUCUCCCCUCCUCCUGUGCGUCUCGCUCGGUGGAUCCGCCGUCUUGGCUGGCGUAUAAGAGCUCCCUGCGUCUCCAUUAGCAUUCCCCACUGCUGGCUUACCUCUACUACUACUACUACCACUCCUCCUCCUGCUCCUUCUCCUCCUCUCACUCCUGCUAGUAUCACUAGUGGAGCUGGGCUUUUUUCUUUUCUUUUUUGCGUUUUUUACACACUACUGACUGGACCUCCGGAUUGGAUAAAAAGACAGAAAAGGUUCCUCAUUAAUCGUCACCUGACAGAACCAAUCUAGACGUCGCCAUGGGUCGCUGGGAUCGCUCCUCGCUCCUGUCCCCUGCGCUGAGGCUAGCAGUCGUUGUGGUGAUUCUCCUCCUUGAGCUCCAUCCCUCGUCGGCCGGCGCUCCCCCCGAGCCGAACUUGGGUGGCUCCGUUAUGGCGGUGUCCACCAAUAAAACUGAGUGCAGCAAGGCCGAGCAGUGUUCAAAGGGGGUGGUGCUACCUGUGUGGGAGCCCCGAAACCCGUCAUUCGGUGACAAGGUUGCCCGGGCAACGGUUUACUUUGUGGCUCUGGUCUACAUGUUCCUGGGUGUGUCGAUCAUCGCGGACCGUUUCAUGGCUUCAAUAGAGGUCAUCACGUCACAGGAAAAGGAGAUCACUAUCAAGAAACCCAACGGGGAAACCACCACUACAACUGUCCGGAUCUGGAACGAGACCGUCUCCAAUCUGACCCUGAUGGCUUUGGGCUCCUCUGCUCCUGAGAUCCUUCUGUCCGUCAUAGAGGUUAUGGGUCACGGGUUUAGCGCCGGUGCGCUGGGCCCCUCCACCAUUGUGGGUUCUGCAGCGUUCAACAUGUUCGUCAUCAUCGGGAUUUGUGUGUAUGUCGUGCCGGACGGCGAGACGAGGAAGGUCAAGCACCUCCGCGUCUUCUUCGUCACGGCCACCUGGAGUAUCUUCGCCUACAUUUGGCUCUACCUGAUCCUGUCGGUGAUCUCGCCCGGGGUUGUGCAGGUGUGGGAGGGGCUGCUCACCUUCCUCUUCUUCCCCAUCUGCGUGGUGUUUGCCUGGGUGGCCGACCGCCGCCUGCUGUUCUACAAGUAUGUGUACAAGCGCUACCGCACCGGCAAACAACGCGGCAUGAUCAUCGAGACCGAAGGCGACCGUCCACUGCCUUCCAAGGUGGACAUUGAGAUGGAUGGGAAGAUGCUGAACUCUCAUGGCGUCGACUUCCUGGAUGGUCCACUGGGUUUGGAUAUAGAUGAGAAGGACCUGGAUGAGGAGGAGACCCGCAGAGACAUGGCCAAGAUCCUGAAGGAGCUCAAACAGAAACACCCUGACAAGGAGGUGGAACAGCUCAUUGAGCUUGCCAACUACCAAGUUCUGAGCCAGCAGCAGAAGAGCCGUGCUUUCUAUCGCUGCCAAGCCACCCGGCUGAUGACAGGUGCUGGCAACAUCCUGAAAAAGCACGCCGCCGAUCAGGCACGGAAGGCCGUCAGCAUGCACGAGGUGCGCUCUGAUGCUGGUGACAACGACCCCAUCUCUAAGAUCUUUUUUGAGCCGGGUUCUUACCAGUGCCUGGAGAACUGCGGCACCGUGGCGGUCAACGUGAUGAGGCGUGGCGGCGACCUGGGCAAGACGAUUUCCGUGGAGUACCGCACUGAAGACGGCACAGCCAACGCCGGCUCGGACUACGAGUUCACAGAGGGCGUGGUGGUGUUCAAGGCCGGUGAGACGAUGAAGGAGAUCCGUGUGGGGAUCAUCGACGACGACAUCUUCGAGGAGGACGAGAACUUCCUGAUUCACCUUUCCAACGUCAAGGUGUUGGCGUCAGAAGGCGAGGAGCCCGAGGAAGGAGAGUCGGCUAAUCACGUGGACUCGGUGGCUUGUCUCGGCUUACCGUCCACGGCAACCGUGACCAUCUUCGAUGACGACCACGCCGGUAUCUUUACGUUUGAGGAGCCUGUAUGCCACGUCAGUGAGAGCGUCGGCACCAUGGAGGUGAAGGUGCUGAGAACGUCGGGGGCUCGCGGCGUGGUCAUGCUGCCGUACAAGACGAUGGAGGGAACGGCACAUGGCGGCGGAGAGGACUUCGAAGACACUCACGGCGUCCUGGAAUUUCAAAACGACGAGAUCUUUAAAACCAUCAAGGUGAAAAUAAUUGACGACGAGGAGUACGAGAAGAACAAAACCUUCUACAUAGAGAUCGGAGAGCCUCGCCUGGUGGAGAGCAACGACACCAAAGGUCAGGAAGACGAGGAGCAGCUGAAGGAAGAGGAGGAGGAAGAAGAGGCGCUGACGGGAAAAGACGAAGAGGAGCGGCGCAUCGCUGAAAUGGGCCGGCCCAUGCUGGGAGAUCACGUCAAACUGGAGGUCAUCAUAGAGGAAUCGUACGAGUUCAAGAACACUGUGGACAAGCUGAUAAAGAAGACCAACCUGGCUCUGCUGGUAGGAACCAACAGCUGGAGAGACCAGUUCAUAGAAGCCAUCACUGUCAGCGCAGGCGAAGACGACGACGACGAGGAGUGCGGCGAGGAGAAGCUGCCGUCGUGUUUCGACUACGUCAUGCACUUCCUCACCGUCUUCUGGAAGGUUCUGUUCGCCUUCGUCCCGCCCACAGAGUACUGGAACGGCUGGGCCUGCUUCGUCGUCUCCAUCUGCAUGAUUGGACUGCUGACCGCCAUCAUCGGGGACCUGGCUUCUCACUUCGGCUGCACUGUGGGCCUGAAAGACUCCGUCACAGCGGUCGUAUUUGUCGCGUUGGGAACUUCUGUACCAGAUACAUUUGCCAGUAAGGUAGCUGCUAUCCAGGAUCAGUACGCAGACGCAUCCAUUGGUAAUGUGACAGGCUCCAAUGCUGUCAAUGUUUUCCUGGGCAUUGGGGUGGCGUGGUCCAUCGCCGCCAUCUACCACAGCAGCAACGGGCAGGAGUUCAGGGUGGAUCCCGGCAGGCUGGCUUUCUCCGUCACACUCUUCACCAUCUUUGCCUUUAUCUGCGUCGCCACGCUGAUGUACCGACGGCGGCCGGAGAUCGGUGGAGAGCUGGGCGGGCCCCGGACUGCGAAGGCCCUGACCACCAUGCUGUUCGUCAGCCUCUGGCUCCUCUACAUCCUCUUCUCCUCGCUGGAGGCCUACUGCCACAUCCAGGGCUUCUAAGAUGGUGGGCGAUGGUGAAGGGAAGGGUGGGACAGAAGGAGAACGUGGAGGAAGAAACCAGGGGGAGGUGGAUGAACGGGUGGAUUUGGAAAAUGAAGGCUGUCUCAUUGAUCUAUCACUCCCUCCCUUUCCGCAAUAGACUGAAUGACGGAUGAAUGGAUGGAUGUACAGAUGAAGGACUGGAGGACGCAUUGAAGCAUCUUAAAAAGAGAAUGGAAGGAGGCACGGAUGCAUGGAGGGACAACAAUAAACAUGAGAGCUAGAGAAGUCACUCAGAAGAUGAAACAUGAUGGGGAAUAAACAAAGGAAUACAUUUUUUGUCUCACUCUACAAAUUCAAACCUUGUCUUAAACCCACUAACAUUUUAAAUACAUACGACUAAUCCCUAAAGUUACAAAGAAACAUGCACAUAAUGUGUCCCAGCUGAUUCAACCAUACAGAAAUCAAAGAGGUUUAAAGCCCCUAACCUGGAUGUGAGGCUCCAACAUCAGCAGCCACAUCAAUCCUCUGAGUGUCCAGCGACAGCAACAGGCAUGAGUGAGACAGAAAUAAGACUGCAUCGGUGUGUAAUGCAUGACCAGACGAUACUGAUACUGAAGGAACCGGAUUAAUUGCCACAACUGUUUAAAUGACGACAAACUGUGUGCGUGCUGGUGCGUGACGGUGUGUUUCUGUGCUUGUGUGUUGUGGGAAGAUGGUCAAGUACUGUGAAAAAACUAAAAAACUAAACGCCUCUCGUUUUGCUGUCGCCUCCUGAGACGGAGUACGCUUUGAGGUCUUUUUUCAACUCUCCCAGCCUGUAGAAAUGCUGACUCUUUCGUGGGAGGGCGCAUCCAGUGAGGCGAAAUGUCCCGAGGUUAGACGUGUAAAUACAAAAGAGCUGAAACGUACAUUACAGCUCCACUGUUUUCCUUCUGAAUGUCUUGGUUACGCCAUGCGCUCCUGAACGGGCCCUCUUUCUGUUGCUUUAUACUGUAGAUGUAAAUGAUUUAAGGUCUAAUUUGAAGCAAGAAGGGGUUAGUGUGCUUUUACCUUUAAUAAGGCCGUGUCUGAGAGGACACACGACGGCCACUCUACCGUUUAAAACUGUUAGAGAAGCUCUUAUCGUUGCAUAAAUAUCUAGGUAAAUCUAAUGUGUGUUUGUUUCUUUUUAUAACUGUGGAAUCCUGUUACCUGGUUUUCCACCAAUGAGGUGACCGCCAUCAUUCGUCAGCCAUAACACUGCAAUAGACUGAAAAACGUAGGUACCACCCUCUGUGAAACCUUACCGACCUUGUGUUUCUUAAUUGUCUCCGUCGUCAUUUAUCUCGCUUGGUUCUAACUCAGCCGCUUCGGUCGAUAUCCCCGUGUGUCUUCAGCACCUCCCCCUGGCUGGUCAGUGGACCAAUCAAAAUCCUCAAGGGCUUUGUAACAAACAACCACUAAUCCCCAACCCUGACCCUUGAUUUAUAAUACUUCACCGUGAUUGGUCAUUAGGGGGCUGCUUAAUGGGGGUUUAUAUUGCAAAACCUUACUCGCUGACUUCACAGUUUUCUUCAGUGUGGCAUCAAAAGAUAAAACCAAGUCAUAAUGAUAUAAUUACUACACGUCUUCAUUUGUCUUCAUCAGACAAAGUGUCAAGAAUUACCCAAACAUUGGAAAAAGCGACCAAAGCGCUCAGUCAGAUGAGGCUUCGGCCUUAGUGGUAGGAGUCUUUCCCAGGUUUAAUAACUGCAGUCAGCUUUAUUCCAGAAAUGAUUAUCCGUGCUGUGGUUUUUCCCAGGCCGCCUCGGCUCAUUAAUAUGCCUAAAUAUACCAGCCUUCAGGUUGGAUCAUGAAGGACUUAACCCAAAGGACGCAAUUAGCAUCUGACUUUAUAUUAUUUCUUUAUUUAAGGGUAAGAGUUCACCCUUGAAUAAAGAACCAGACUGCAAUCGGUGUGAUUCACUCCUUAAUGCCAUUAACUCAUUAGUUAUGCAACAAAUUUUCACUCUUAAAAUGGAAGCCGACGGACUGAAGGAACAGCUGAAAAUGAUUCGCUGGUACAAAUGUCAGCUGACCAACAGAUAGGGGUAAAUACUGCUACAAUAGAGUACAUCUAGUACCAGACAGCCUCCGUUUGACAAGCUGACAGAGCUCUGGAGACAAUAGCAGACUAAUACCAGGGACUAGGACUUCUUUUGAGCUCUUAUUUGACUACCUGUAUGCUGGAAAACACCGAAACUGACAGGAAGCUGUGGGUCCUGAAUCAGACCUGGAUAACCGAGUUACUGUAGUGAUCCUUUCACGCUCAGUGUGGAUCAGAAGAUGCCCAUUUUCCAUUGGAUUUAGGUUCAUUUUGACCCAUGUUGUGCAUCAAAGGGUUAAGAUAGAACUCAAAAUAUGCAAUAUUGGGCAAUCCCAUGACCAAGUUGUUGGAAUGUACACUCUAAAUUGGAGUAAAUGUCUCGGUCUUUUACUGCUUGUCAGUCCCCCGCUCUCUCCCCCAUAAUUUCGUGUUCCUGUAAAAACAGCCAAAACUAUAACCUUAAUAAAACAAUGCAAUACAACCAGAUGAAAAGGAGGCUAUUUUUAAUGAGGUGACACAGUUGUAGAUUCAUUAUCUAAAUGGAUACAGGAACGUUGCUGAAAUAAAUUACUGAUAACUGUGUCAUCAACUUACUUCAAACUUUAUCUCCUUCUAUGUGACUAUCAUGGAAAACGAAGUGUCGGGAGUCUGUAGAAUUAACGAGUCUAUCUGCACAGUGAGUGGAUGCUCAUUAGCUGAGCCACUAUGGGGAUCUACUCUGAUUAAAAAAUACAUAAUCUCACUUUAUGAUACAGGUCCAGACAGGAUCUACAAUAAGUUCUAUGUAGGAUCUUUUUUUUACACCACAUCUCAGCCCUCCUUUAACUGACUCUUCAGCUUGAAUUUUACCCAACAUCUGUGGGUCUGACAGCAUCUAGCGGCGUAAAAGGAAACUGGAGGUUGUGAAAACACCAGGUGUGCUGUCUACAGACACUAGCUAGCAAACAUGAUGUCAAGCAAAGCCAGGCGUCUUUACCAACUCUGGACACUAGAAAAAAAAGACUUUACGGCCAAAGUAUAGGACUGACAAACUGACAUUAUCAGACACUAACUGGAACUGGCUGGCAACCCUCUUUGAUCAUUCAGUAUUAGACGGAUAAGAGCCAAACUCCCAGAUUCAAUAAAUAUCCUGAAGUAAAACACACAAUCUGUCAGAGAGGUUUGGACUUCAGACUGUUAACUAUUUUACUCGUUUAGCUAAAACCACAGAGAUCUCAGUGUACACAAACUUACUAUGUAUUGUAAAAGUCCAUAGUUUGUUUAAAAAAAAGGCACUAAUAUAUGCAUCCGAAUUGGCUAGAAUUUCCCUUCUGGUGUCGUGUUUUUUACUUGAUGUAUAAUAUAAUAAUAGUAUUUUAAAUGUCAUCUGUGAAGUAAGUAGUCCGGGCUAGAUGUAAUCCCUUUUAAACUUAGCAACACUUUCAACCCCUGUGAGAGAGUAGAGCCGAGCAGAGCCCUGGAUUGGGCGACUUUGGCAGAUCCAGGGCGUCCUGAGGGUAGCCAUGUAGUUUGAAGGUUUUCACAUUUGGAAGCACCAAAGGAGGAGAGAACUGUUUACCUUGUGAGGCAUGAUCAGGCUUGGAGCUACGCAUUUGUGGCCGAUCAACAGUUGGUUGGACGAAUCGGCGUGCUGUGAGAAACUAUUGGCAGCUACGAACGAGUUUUAUGUGUGAAUUAGCCCGUGAUAGAUGGAGAUAAACAGAUGGUUCAUCCAACCACCUGCCAGGUGUCUGUCGAAAGUGCCUGCCCUUUUCUAAAUGGUGUCCAAGGCAACUUCUCAGAUGUAUAACAACCCAUCUGGCGUGUCAGGUUGGAACUACAGCAGGAUGACAACUUCGACAGCGACGUGGCUGACAAAUCUGAUAAACGCUCUGCUGCUGCAUUAGAAAGGUUGGACAGUUUAGAAGCAACUCAAAAACUUAAUUAGGACAGCCAGCCUAAAACAGAAACGAGACGUUGCGUUACCUGGAUUUGCCAAACUCUCCACAAUGCUCGGCUCUCCGUUAGAGUAGCUGUUCUCGUGCGAAGGCCUUGGAGUGGCAGUUUACCCCUGUUUUGCCAAAGGGAAAUCUUUCUAUCAGAACUGUAAACGGUUUUCUAACCAAUGGAUCUUUCUUAAAACACCAAAUAUCCUUCAUACUUCAUUCUAAUAAUCUGAAAAGGGACAAAAGAGCCUUGAUGUUGUUCUAACCUAACCUGAAUCUUUCUAUUUAAAUUUGUAUGUAUUUGUCUCUUCACUGGCAUGGAGCUGAAGGUUUAUACACUGUAAAAAAGUUAUGCUCGCUUGCGCAAAAGAAAAAAAAAGAAAUAACAUUAUGGAAACUGUUUCCAUCACUUUUUGAGUAAGUCCAACAAGGUAUGAACUAUCCUUGAUCAUUUCUUGUUGGGUCUAGUUAAAACGUGCCCGCUACCUACUUUGUUCGACCGAAUGCUCGAGUGAGCAGGAAUGAAAUGCUUGCAGUAAUAUAGUUGUUUGCAUCAAAUUAAUUUGUUGCACAAUUUUUCUAGACGAUGAUUUUUUCUUUUUUUAAUUUAUGGCAGGUUAGCUCUCAUGCUAAACCGUCUCUCUCAGUGUAUCUACCUUGACUUUAAAGCUAGUCGAGUGGGACGCUAAAGGAAGAUUUCAAAACAAGGCGGGAAGCUAAAAGAACUGCUAAUAAAAUGUUGGUUGUGACCUUGCAAUUUUUUUUUUUCUGCCACGAUUGGAAUCAAAAGCAACUUGUCCCAGGAAAGUUGACUUUAGCUUCCUCUCUUGGCUUGUACUUUUGAGGUUCAAUGGUUUAGCCAGGCCGUUGCUGUACAUAAAAACACUAAGAGCAAGCACGGAGCAGAAAAAUGAGUUUUGGUUCAUUUGAUUCUUCUCCGGCGGCGUUUUAACUGAAGGAAAGAGCAUUGCACUGGUUCUCGUCGCUUAUGUGAAACGGAUGUUGUUUCAUUGACAAAGUUGCUUCUGAUGUAAACAACAACAGAGAUUUUUGUUGUGUUUUUUUAAUUUACACAAUAAUAAUGAUGUACCUGAUGUGUAAAAAAAAACUUUUAAAAAAAAGUACAGUGGUGUUGAAUCAGUUGUGAACCAUUAACGAUGUUGCUUCUAAUGUAAAGGUCGGUGGUGUUUUUGUUGCCGGCUGUCUGUCUGACAGACUGAGGAACAAAUAACUGCGACAGACAGACAGACAGACAGACAGACAGACAGACGAAACGAGUGAAAACUGAAGGACUGACAACCCCUGCUGGUACGAGCUGAGCAACGUCGCGCUGAGACGUCUUUGCUGUUGGAAUAAAAGAAAAAGAAAAACAUUACCGGAGCUAUUCUCUACCCUUAAAGUACAAUGUUAGAAGAUGUUAAUAAGGAGGAAAACGGAAGACGAGGAGGAAGAAGGUGAAAAUUAAAAUAAAAAAAAAGAAAAAAAACAUGAAGUUACAGCCAUACCUUGAUUUCUGGGCCAGUGAGAUUGAAACGGACUUCUGCUGCCCAGCAUGUGUAUUGUUCUGCUGUCUUAUCUGUCCCUCUGUGUCUUCUCCUCGCCCUCUUUCUCUCGUCUUUCUUUCUCAAAUCUCUGCUGCCAAAGUAACCAAAAACAGGCGGUGAUAUUCCUUUUGUUCUCUAUUUCCUCCCCCCCUUUCUCCUUUUGCCCCUCCGUCUCCCUAUGCCAUGUUUUCCAUAUUUUGGAAUGUCGAUGUGCUACUUGUUGACACUGUGCAUGAAUGAUAACAUGUCUGUAUAUAGUUAUAGAGAAUCGUAUCCCAUCCCCCCCACUCGGGUGUUGACAGAAAAAUGGUUUGAAUGUUGUACAGAUUCAGGUUUUUUCCGUUCGUCUUUUAUUCGGUUACAUUAUUUUUUUCUGUAAUGUACGUAGAGCUUAACAACCGUUUGUUUUUAAUUUAAACAAAGACGUCUUGAGUAACUUGCACAUUACUGAUUAAUGAAUUAAGGGUUUUUUGUUUGUUUGUUUGUUUGUUAAAAAGGCAAUAUCUGCUGUUAUUGAAUGAGAGAUGAGACCUUGAAGGAGUUAUGUAUCUUAAAUAAAUAAUCUAUACGGGAGUUGCAUGGGUUAUUUAUACAAUAAAAAAGAAAAAAAAAGACACUGCUUGCUACUUCUACUACCGUGGCUGUAUUCUCUGACAGAGGACGAGGAAUACUGUAUGUACAUCUAAAGGUUAUUUUGUCAUUAAAGAAAUAAUAAUAAUAAUAAUAUUGUGUAUAUACUGUACAGUGUUACAAGUGAGGUGGACUGUAUGGCCAUCACGCUAACCAUAGAGAAUUAAUUCUACAUAUUUAUUUAAAGGAAACACUCACUACACUCAAGAAUGACAUAUAUUGCCUUUUUGGAGAAGUUCUAGUUCAGCUUCAGGCUUCCAUCUCAGCCUUUCUCCUCAUCCGUCCGCUUUCUUCUUGUCUGGCUGCUUUAUUUGAUCUAUUUUUGUGUGUUUCAGUUUGAUUCAGGCGGCGUCACGUUGGGUUUUUUGGACUCACCUGUGUUCCAGCGUCUUACAUCUGUACUUUCAUACGUUCUGUGUGCCUGCAUCUCCUCCAUCUGUCCGACUCAAAGGAUCGUUUCACUGGAUGGAAGUCACCAUCUGUCUGAUUCUGACCCGUCUGUCAUUUUUUUCUUGCUUUGCUAAAUCCCUCUUUUCAUCUUUGUUUUCUUUAAUCUCCCCUUUUCCAUCCUCUUUCCGUCCUUCUCUUCGCUCUCGCAGGGUGUAGUCGGGGAUUUCAUGUUUGUCAGUUUGAUUUGGGGUGUUUUUUUUUAUUUUAAAAUGGAACAAUAACCGCUUUUUUGUAAUAAUGAAGGUAGUCUUUUUUUUGGCCGCUGUUCCUCUGUGUGUUUGUGCGUGUAAUAAUAAUAAUUUUCUUUUAUUUUUUUUAAUUAAUUUUCGUUGAACACCAACUGAUAGGAGGAAAGUUGUUGUAUGUGUGUUGCCACUAACUGUGACUGCUCUCCAUGGUACAUGGUACUUCUGAUAAAACCAGUAAAAUAAAGUUUGGGAUACCCUGUUUCAGAGA